AACGUAUAGAUAAUUAUUAAAAUCCUUAUUUAAAAUUACGCAUCAAAAUUUUUUGUAAAUUACAAAUACGACAAUAUUGACACAGCCUUUUUAUGAUUCUGAAAUGGAAAACUUCUCUGACAGAAGUAUAACUCUAGCACCAAGUGAUGACUUAAAUUAUUCGAAGUAUUGGGUUAAUCCUUGCAUCGGUGCCGAGGUAUUGAGGGGCAAAAAGUUAAGAGCACAAAAGUUGAAAUCUGAACAAGUUGCACGUGAAUACGAUGUUGUGGAUAUAGAUUUCGAUAAGCCUUCAUGUUCUACAAAAAGAUUUCAAAGGAAUCGGCUAGUUGGGCAUGACCAAAAUUGGAUCAAAUUUGGUCAUGAAAGUUUAUAUCCCAGUCGUUCUGCUACCGUUAUGAAAAAGAAGAAAAGACACAAGAGUCCUUUAAGAGCAUCUACUAGAUUGAAAAAUCAGCGAACUCAUAAUAAAUGCCCAAUAAGGAUCGCCGAACUAGCUGUACCGACCAAGAGACUUUGCAUAGAAACGUGGAGGAAUAAAGGCGAAACUCUUCCUAGUUUCAUGGUAGAAAGACUACGGCAGUUAAUUAUGGAUGAAAAACCUAUAGUAAAAAUAAAUGAAGCCAUAAACAGUUUCAAGAAGCGAAAACCACCAGGAAAGCCAAGGUCACAAAAAAAACAAUAUCCAUACGUAAAAAAUAAAAACUUGGACCAGAUCAUGUUAUUAUGUGCUUUCUUUGGAUAUAAGAUAUCAAGAAAAUUGCUGUCACCUCUUAACAUCGCACUUAAUUCGCGUCUAAAACCAUUAUCACGAAUAGUAAGUGAUGAGUUGACACUUAUUUUAUGCAAUAACGGACGGCAAUCGACCCAGCAUAUCAAUAGUAACAUUCAGACUGAAUUAGCAGGCAAGGUGACAAUAUGGAUAGCAAAUAUCCUCGACGACGCAUCUUACAAGCUGUUACUAGAAGAUUACCAAGAACUGAAAGAGCACGAAGGAUUCGUCUGGGAAAUAAUUGAUGACUUAGUUGACAAUGUUGUGGUAAUAUCGAAACCUGAAAGUUUAGCCAGCUUGAUUGAAUCUACGAGUAUAUCAGAACUACCAUCUGACUUAUCUAAUGAAGUAACUAAUAUUCAAAAUAACGAGCAAAAUAUGGAUAUGAAAACUGAACUAUCUGAUAAU
Messenger RNA from Pararge aegeria (speckled wood butterfly), 1177 nucleotides. RefSeq lists its product as uncharacterized. The annotation marks the transcript as partial. The transcript has 9 exons. The record is from RefSeq and is a predicted model, not a curated record. NCBI's taxonomy places the organism in Eukaryota, Metazoa, Arthropoda, Insecta, Lepidoptera, Nymphalidae.